AUGAAGACCAGACUAGCCUGCCUGUCCAAUAAGUCUGACUCCUACACCGACUUCACUGAGUUCCUGCCCCCUGCCCAAGAUAGGACCACCAGAUGCCUAAAGCUGACAAAAGACGAGGUCAUUCGAUGGGCAGAUUCCUUCGAUGUUCUUCUAUCGCACAAGUAUGGCCUGGCUGCCUUCCGGGCUUUUCUCAAGACGGAGUUCAGCGAUGAGAACAUUGAGUUCUGGAUGGCCUGCGAGGAAUAUAAAAAAAUCAAGACUCCUGCUAAACUGGUGACCAAAGCCAACAAGAUCUACAAUGAGUUUAUCGAUGUCAAGGCUCCCAGAGAAGUAAACAUAGACUUCCGUACACGGGAGGUGACGAGACAGAGCCUUGAGGAGCCCACUCCUUCCAGUCUGAACGAGGUCCAGUCAAGGGUCCACAGCCUCAUGGAGAAAGACUCUUACCCACGAUUCCUCCGCUCCAAGAUCUACCAGGACUUACUCAAAACGCAGUACACACACUGCCAACGGAACUCUGUCUGA
Molecule: messenger RNA, 525 nt
Organism: Salvelinus namaycush (lake trout)
Lineage: Eukaryota; Metazoa; Chordata; Actinopteri; Salmoniformes; Salmonidae
Gene: rgs8
Product: regulator of G protein signaling 8
Exons: 4
Coding region: 1-525 (174 amino acids)
Source: RefSeq, a predicted model, not a curated record